Alternaria burnsii is the source of this 2400-nucleotide messenger RNA. RefSeq lists its product as uncharacterized. The record is from RefSeq and is a predicted model, not a curated record. The transcript has 5 exons. Gene Ontology annotation, molecular function: serine-type endopeptidase activity. Bases 1 to 2400 code for a protein of 799 amino acids. Gene Ontology annotation, cellular component: extracellular region. Lineage: Eukaryota; Fungi; Ascomycota; Dothideomycetes; Pleosporales; Pleosporaceae. Gene Ontology annotation, biological process: proteolysis.
AUGAAGCUCGCCUUGGUUCUCGCCAUCGCCGCUGCCACACGUUCAGUCACUGCAGGAACUAUCAAGACUCCUUCGCCAUCCACACGCGUCUUCAACAGCAAUGUCAGUGGCACAUCCCCAGCUUUGAUCAAUCGCAAAUCGAACAAAGAUCGCCCUACGGUCGCUUUCUGGGAUGAUGAUCACGCUACAGAGGUGGAUUGGAAGAAGAGCGCAGCCAAAGGGGGGGCCCUAAUGUGCGCUCUCGAGGGCUCCGACCAGGUUGCAGGUCGUCAAAUUAGAGACACUCGCGAACCCCCGUCUGCCGCGAGUCGGUACAACAGCGAUCUCAAGACUGAGCUUCAUGACUGGUACUGGCGAGAAACUAACCCAUCGACGUUCAGCUGCAGUUUUUCUGAGCACUGGCACCUUGCGCACGCGAUGCGGUCACUCGGACUGGACGGAAAACCAGCGUCAGAAGGCGGAGACAAUCAGUGCUACAGGAUCGAACAUUGGAAUCCAGAGAAAAGGAACGACAAGGGCAACCAGAUUCCGGCCAUCAACCAGUUGUACAGCGUCCCAGGUCACGACAAGCAGUACCGCGCAACGAAGGCACACUUCGAGUUUGGCAUCAAUACCAAAGGCGGCGCCAUCUAUGGUCUUUUCCUUGAAAGUGCUUUAGCCUCUGCUAAGAGCAUUUGGGGCGGUGGUACAAAAGAGCCGAACCGAGACGAUCUUCCCCAGCUCCGUGCCUUUUCAGACAUUAUGUGGGCGUUCUGGGUUCGCAAUAACCCAAACGUCAGGAACAUUCGCUACUUCUUCAUGAUAGGCAUCUCCAACGACUUGACCAACCAGAUCAUCGCUUCUUGUCUACGUGAUGCUGGUGCCGAGCUGAGCGAGUGGCCUGGAACUAGCUUCUCUACUACUACAGACCAAGGUCAUGCGCUUCUCGGCUCCCCUAACGGUGCUACCUUUGCAUAUUUCCUCAUGCAGCACAAAGCGCAGCUCGGCCAGAAGACUAUCACCAAGAUUACCGUUUUCAGACCAGAAACUGAUGACGACCUCAGCUUCGUCGACGCUUCUCUUUGCUUCCAUGUGGCAGAUGGUCCACAGCCACCGCCUGACGAUGCUGCUAUGGCAGCUACCGAUGAAAUGGGCGCUCGAAUUGUGCAGAGGACAAGUUUGAGAGAUUCGAGAGAUAUGAAAGGAACAUCAGUAAUCAGUAUGAUCAGGGAUCUCGCCUCUGCAACAUCGACACCUCGUCUCUUCAGUCUUGUUCUCAACACCAUUGCCAUGGAGCUCACCGGAUUCCUCGCUGCCCUGGCAGUCUUCCUGCCUAUCGUCUACGGCGCCCCUACCACGGCCGCCAACAGCCUUCACCCCGAGAUCCUCGCCGCCAUGAAGCGUGACUUGGGACUCGACGCUGAGCAGGCCCAUGUUCGUGUUGCUCGCGAGCUCAAGGCCACCGAGGUCAUCGAGCAGCUCCGUACCAAGGCUGGCAGCUCCUUCGGUGGUGCCUGGCUCGUCGAUGGCGAGCUCAAGGUCGCUGUCACUGACGAGGCCUUGACAUCCGAUGUUACCACUGCUGGUGCCACUGCUUUGGUCGUUGACACUCCUCUCUCCAAGCUUCAGGACGCCCAGAAGGCACUUGACAACCUCGACAUUGAGUCGGCCCUUGGCAAGCGCUCAGAGGCUGCUACCGGAAUUGCGUCAUACUAUGUCGACAUUGCCGCCAACAAGCUUAUCCUCGAGGCCCUUGCCGACAGCACUGCUCAGGCUGAGGAGCUGGCCAAGCAGGUCGGUCUUACUGAGUCCGAGUUCGAGGUCAAGACCGUUGAGGCUCUGCCAACCACCUUUGUCACGGUCAACGGUGGUGAUGCCUACUACAUCAACCGAGCUGGACGAUGCUCUGUCGGCUUCUCUGUCACUGGCGGUUUCGUUUCUGCUGGUCACUGCGGUAGUGUUGGCAAUACCGCCACUACCUCAUCCGGUACCACUAUUGGAACAUUCGCUGGAUCCGUCUUCCCAGGAAGCGGAGACUACUCUUACAUCCGUGGUACCACUGGAAACACCUACGCUGGUAGGGUCAACAACUACAAUGGUGGCACAAUCGCCAUCUCAGGCAGCACCGCUGGCGCUACUGGAUCCAGUGUCUGCCGCUCCGGCUCCACCACUGGUGUCUACUGCGGUACCGUUCGCGCUCUGGGAGCCACUGUCUCCUACGCUGAGGGCCGUGUUACUGGCCUCACCCAGACCAAUGUCUGCGCCGAGCCCGGUGACUCCGGCGGUUCUUGGUACUCUGGUUCUCAAGCCCAGGGUGUCACCUCCGGAGGCUCUGGCAACUGCAACACCGGUGGCACAACCUACUUCCAGCCCGUCAACGAGAUCUUGUCGGCUUACGGACUCACCUUGGCCCGUGGUUAG